GUGGUGACAGUGGCUUGCUUUCCUACGCCAUUUCUCAAACAAGCCAGUCACCCUGCCACAGCUUUUCAUUUAGGUGGGGGGUAACAAAACGCUGCCAAGAUGUCUGAAAAAAAGAUGACUUCGAGCCGCAGGCAUCAUCUCAAGAGCUUGAUGCUUGGCAUAGCUAAGGAUUUGCUAGAGAAGGAGGCUGCCCAGAUUAUAGCUAGCAAGGCUGCACACAUGUCACAGAAUUGCCCUGAUCUUUCCUUACCCAGCUCAACACAGGAGCUUCAGGAAUUUUGCAAAAAGCUGCAUCACCAGGUCGACUCGAUUGAUGAGGAGAGAUAUGACUUGGAGGCCAAAGUUGGCAAGGCAGACAAAGAGAUUGAAGAUCUGAAGAUUAAGGUGAUUGACCUGAAGGGCAAGUUUAAGAAGCCAGCUCUGAGGAAAGUGCGCAUGUCAGCCGAUCAGAUGCUUCAGGCUCUGCUGGGCUCCAAACACAAGGUGAACAUGGAUCUGAGAGCCAACCUAAAACAAGUCAAGAAGGAGGUCAAGGAAGAGGAGAAGGAAACUGUUGGUGACUGGCGUAAGAACAUUGAUGAGAAGGCUGGCAUGGAUGGCAGAAAGAAGAUGUUUGAGGGCGAGGCCUAAGUUUUUGGACAUUAUUUGUUGACUUGCUUUUGACCCUCACCAGGGCUGUGCAGUGCUUCACAGUAUAAAUACACACAUUUGGCAGUACUGUAGUUGGAUUGUUAAUGCUAUGCCAGUACCUUAUUGUUGCAUUUCUUUAUGCAGUGCAUUUUCUGAAGAACAACUUAUAUUAUCACAUACACAAUUAAAUGUAUUGUUUUAAGGAAAACCAUAA
Molecule: messenger RNA, 844 nt
Organism: Trichomycterus rosablanca
Lineage: Eukaryota; Metazoa; Chordata; Actinopteri; Siluriformes; Trichomycteridae
Product: troponin I, fast skeletal muscle-like
Exons: 7
Coding region: 100-630 (176 amino acids)
Biological process (GO): cardiac muscle contraction; skeletal muscle contraction
Cellular component (GO): troponin complex
Source: RefSeq, a predicted model, not a curated record